Messenger RNA from Acanthoscelides obtectus, 2043 nucleotides. The record is from the annotation of a GenBank genome assembly. Lineage: Eukaryota; Metazoa; Arthropoda; Insecta; Coleoptera; Chrysomelidae.
AUGUUCCAAUGUCCAAAAUGCCAAAGGACCUUCGCGGUGAGGAAAAGUUUGUUGAGACACUGUAGAGCGAGGUGCAGCCAGGAUGAGGAGCCCGCAUCCAAGCGUCCAUGUAAUGCAACCGCUCCACGCAGCACUGCAGACAAGUGGGAAUGUCCUCGAUGCCGGCAAAAAUUCUCGGCACGAAAAGGUUUACUGCGACAUGGUAGAGAGGUCUGCACAAGCGAGAAGAGUCCACCCGAACAACAACGUGUAGAAGCUAGCAUCACCCAGACCACCACAGGACUCAAUACCAGACGACUGGAUCCUUCAACAGCCAACGUUGCAAUACCGGGACCGAGUCGAAUGAGUCCAACCACCAGUAACGACUCACAGACGAGUGCGGAAAGCAAAAUUCGCUGUGAUAGUUGCAACUGUGAGGUACCGAGGAAUGCACAUGCAGCACAUCUGAAAAGCAUCAAACAUAAGGCACAUCUAUGGACACCUUUACACAAUAAUGUGUCAGUAUGUCGAAGUGCAUUUCGGGGUAGAAUAGUCAGUUAUCAAAUAACCGCCAGUAUAGACACGUUGAACGUUACUGAAUAUAUGAAUAAUCUUGAACAUGACUCCAUAAACGUGAUUGAAAAUGAAUUGCAUAAGCAAACAACGCUCAAAAUAAAUAUGGAACUUUUUGGUUUAUAUAUCUUACCAGCUAAAAGCCGACGAGAGGUGAAGUCCCACAAUACAAACAAUGUAAUCAUAACACAAUCAUCAAAUUUAAAAGCAAUCUAUCAUGAUUUGGAAAGUAAAAUAGAGCAAAAAUCUGAAGAUUUUGCAGAAAAAGACUCAGGGUGGGUGUUAGAAAAGACUUUAUAUUUAGAAAUUAAUAUUAAUAAAUAUAAUCCUUUGAGAGCAGCAUCAUAUUUGCCGCUUCCAAAGGAAAUUAGGAACAAAAAAGCAGUACUCAAUAUACGUAAUAACGAUGAGUACUGCUUUGCAUGGUCAAUUGUAGCUGGUAUGGUAAAACCAAAAGGUCGAUCAUCACUAACAACGUCAUAUCUACAUUUUUCGAAUGUUCCGGGCUUAAACUUUGCUGGAAUGACAUUUCCAGUCGCUCUCAAGUCAAUAUCAGAAUGUGAAAGCGUGAAUAACAUAUCAAGCAACGUUUAUGGAUUAGAAAAGGAAUUCAUUGAUGGGAAGCCUAAAUAUCAGGUGCUGGGACCGUUACACUACACCGCGCAAAAACAACAUACUCAUCUAAACUUAUUACUUAUUGAUGAUUCAGAAGGAAACCAUCAUUACUGCUUAAUUACCAACUUUUCAAGACUUGUUUCAAUUAAGGUUCCAAAAUUGGAAACGAGAGUUAAUCGACUUGGAAACACGGUAAUGGAUAAUAUACUAAAAUGUGAACAGCAUCACAAACAAUUAAGGCUACCAUUUUGCGUUUAUACCGACUUUGAAUGCAUUCUAGCUCCGAUAGAAAAUGACUCAAGCGAUUCAGAGGAUCACCAAUAUAGUAAUAAGGUGUCUUUAGCAUACACGGACACUGAUUCGUUAAUAGUACAUGUUGAAACCGAUAAUUUCUAUGAAGACAUGAAAUCACACGUGCAUUACUUUGACACAUCCAAUUAUGAUGCUGACAACCCACAUAACAUGCCUCGAACAGCGUCAGAGUUGGGUAAGAUGAAAGACGAAUAUGGUGGCAAGGUACUGUCUGCCUUUUAUGGUACAGGUCCCACAGCAUACUGUAUCGAUGCUGUAGAUCAAGUGGCUAAACGAGCUAAAGAUCGGUGGAGUAAUGUAGUUUAUUUGGGUAAAGAGACCGUAUUGAAGUUAUUUCAAUUAGCCCCGCUGAUUGCCUAUACGAUGAAUAUGUUGAAAACUCAGGAGUUCCAGGAUGUACAAACCAAGCACAUCGAUGUGCGAGACUUCAUUAUGCAACACAUCUCUGAUUUGCCGCAUUCGGAGAACAUCAGGACUGCUAUGGAGCUGGCAUACCAAUAUCCAAACUUGAAAGAAUUCAACAAGGCUCCAACACUGAACUUUUAUUCAAAUUACUUAUCCUAA